Molecule: messenger RNA, 1653 nt
Organism: Vanessa atalanta (red admiral)
Lineage: Eukaryota; Metazoa; Arthropoda; Insecta; Lepidoptera; Nymphalidae
Product: zinc finger protein 664-like
Exons: 1
Coding region: 178-1572 (464 amino acids)
Cellular component (GO): nucleus
Molecular function (GO): zinc ion binding
Source: RefSeq, a predicted model, not a curated record
AAUGUUCGUACUAUUAUUUGAAUUAUUAGACCAAUUAGCGUUGUUACUUAUGUUUUUUUUAUUUACAUCAAAUAGUUUAAAAAUAAUUAUAGAUUUUUAAAUGGAACUUUGUGCAAGUGUACGUGUUUGUUUCUUAUAUUUUGAAAUAAAUUUAAAAAGUUUAAUACAUGUUACAGGAUGAAUCAGACUAUAUGUCGUUUGUGUUAUACAAAUCCUGGAGUAACUUCUGUAUAUGACUACAGUUCUGGUGUUCCAAUAAGUGCAAAGAUUAUGUACUGUUGUAAAAAUAUAAGAAUCUCCGAAGACGAAGACUUUCCAAUACAUAUAUGUAAGUUGUGUGAGAAUGAACUAGAAUCUUCUUACUGUUUUAUUCUUAAAUGUGAAGAGACAGAUAAGAAACUGAGAUUAACUGAUUCUAAAUAUUUUAAGAAUGAAAGCAAGGCGAAAAUAGAAAUAAAGGAAGAGCCAGAGUCUUCUCUCUUACAAGAUGACAUAGAAGAUCCAUAUGAUACAUCUAGUGACAUAAAACAAGAAGAUGCUGACUUACAAUUAGAAACAAGAAAGAAAAGAAAUGGCUUAAAGAAAAGCUUUAAAAUAAGAAAGAAGAUUAAAGAUCCACAUCCAUGCACUUGUAGUGUUUGUGGCCGCCAGUGCCCUAAUCCUUCAACACUUAUGAUACACAUGAGGUCUCAUACAAAUGAAAGGCCAUAUCCUUGCCCAUCUUGUGAUAAGAAAUACAAAGACAGCGGUAGUCUCAAAAGACAUGCAGAGAGAAAUCAUUUAAAAGAUAAAAGAGAAAGGAAAUUUAUUUGUGAAAUUUGUGGAAAGGGUUUCUUUUCCAAAAAUGACAUCAAGAUACAUAUGCGAGUUCACACAGGUGAGACUCCAUAUGCAUGUGCGGUCUGUCCCGCAAGGUUCACACAAAUAAAUGCUCUCCAUCGACACCAAGUUCGUCAUACAGGGGAGAGGGCAUAUGCCUGCUCAACAUGUCUUAAAAAAUUUUGCACCAAAGAGGAAUUAAAAAAUCACUAUGUUGCACACACAAGUGCCAAGAACUAUACCUGCCCAACAUGCAAUACUCUUUUUAAAUAUAAAAAUAACCUCAGGAAGCACAUUAGAAUGCAUUCAGAAGUAAACAGGUUCAUAUGCAAUUACUGUGGAAGGAGCUUUGCAAUGAAGGGCAAUCUAAAGCUACACAUCAAGAGACUUCAUUCGUCAAAAUCAGGAUACUGCAAUAUAUGUUUGAAAGAUGUGCCAAAUAUUGAAAUGCAUACAUGGAAACAUACAGGGGAACGACCACUCAAAUGUGAACUGUGCACAAGUAGCUUUUCUGAGCGUAAGGCUCUGGCCAGACAUAUAAAUUUCAGGCAUAAAUACAUAGACAAAUACAAAUGUACAAUUAACGGGUGCACAGUCAAAUUUCCAUCACAACAAAUGUUGGACUUCCAUGUUUUGAAGCUCCAUGGCAAUAUUGUACCUUUUCCUUGUGACAAAUGUUCGAGAGGAUUCUACAGAAAGAGUGAUCUAGCUAGACAUAAGAUAGGAACCCAUAAGGAAAGGCUUACAGAUUGAUGUCAUAUUUGGAGGGAAAUUUUGGGCAAAUAAUAAAAGAUAAUAUACUCCCAUCUAUAUAUUUAUUUCAUGUACUGGUGU